AUGGUUAUCUAUCUGUCUCCUCUGAGGAGCUUAGUUCUUUUACAGGAUUUCUCAAGACUGCUUGGGACUUCCGCUGUUAAAACAACGAGAUUUCGACCUUCAGCAGGUGGACGUUCUCCAGUUCUUAAAGAAUUAGGACGACUUACUCCUAUCAGGAAAGAAAUUGAUGGACCGUAUCAGCCAGGACAGCUCUUCGUUCACAAGGUUUUUGCAUAUCGCGGGGUGGUUAUCUGCUCAUUCAGUUGUCGUGUCCAUGAAAAGUUAAAAGCUCCGCAGAAAAGCGAAUCAACAUUUGACUCGACGGUUUCAUGUUUCUAUCAGGUUUUGAUACAUCGCAGAGAUUGGAGGCAUAUGCGCAUGCCUACAGACUUAACAACUUAUCUUGGUGAAUGUAACUCUCGUGGCGAGCGUCCACUUGCCGUGAUACAUGGAAUGGAUUGUGUAGCACACGAAGAGAUCAUACCGUAUGCCUCUUGUGAAACUAAACCUGUUGAUCACGAACUUUUUGAAAGAAUCUUUGAGGUUCGAUCCGGAAGUACGGAAGAGUCAAAUCUUGAAGUUUGUGUCAAAAAAGAACUGUUACCUCAUUACUUGGCAACUCAGCGAUCUUGGCUUUUACCUCAAGAAGUUUACAAGGAAACGACAAAUGGGGUUCAAGUCUUAGUUAUAACAUUCUACCUCGGCGCGAAUAUGAUCAAUGGUCAACAAAGACAUUGUUGGCGGUACUCAAUUCGUGUGGAGAAUUUGGAAAGGACGACAAUUAUUGUGAGGGAAAGGCUGUUAAAGAUUUUUAGUCUCAAUAACCUUCAACAGUUAAAUGCAUCAGGCGUUGUUGGAAUGAAUCCCCGUCUGACAUCGCAAGAGCCAGCUUUUCAAUUUAGCAGUACAAUAAACUUGCCGCAGCCAAAAGGUGCUCAUAUGUGGUACGUUAUACUUUAUGUCGUUUGA
Molecule: messenger RNA, 948 nt
Organism: Enterobius vermicularis (human pinworm)
Lineage: Eukaryota; Metazoa; Nematoda; Chromadorea; Rhabditida; Oxyuridae
Source: the annotation of a GenBank genome assembly